GAGUAAUUCAUCAUAGUACCAAUUGUAAUCCAUAAAGGCUAUUCAGGACAUAUUCAAAAUGCAGGCUUUUGUACCAAAAAAUAGAAGACCGAGAUUCGAGCUCAAACUCAGUGUAUGGUAUGUACCAUCUCAUACCGCACAAAUCUUGUUAAUACAGGUGCAGAUAAUCGACCUUAAUAAUAUCCCCCUGGUUGCCGGGACGUCAUAUGUGAAAUGGCAUCUCCCAUCCUCUAUAGCCGCCGAACACCGCGGCCACACAGAUCGAGCUGUGAUUCAAGACCAUCGCGCAUCAUGGGACUAUGAGAAAGCGAUACCUGUUAAACUCACAAUAGAUCGGAACCACAUGCUUCAAGAAUGUGACAUCUCAUUCGAGAUAAUCCAAGAAUUUUCUUCGGGAGGUCGCGGGGAUCGCAUCACGUUGGGCAACAUCAAGCUCAAUCUCGCCGAAUAUGUCGAUAGAAGCGAGGAUGAGAAUGGGAUUGUGAGGAGGUAUUUGAUGCAGGAUAGUAAAAUCAAUAGUACUCUCAAAGUGGGGAUAUUGAUGCGGCAGGUUGAAGGGGAUAAAAACUAUAUCACACCCCCUCUCAAGUCAGCCAUGGUAUUUGGCGGCAUCGCCGGCAUCCUUCCACCAGAGCAUGGGGAAACGGAAGAACCGGGUAGUCUCCCAUCCAUCAACGCCAGCCGCGAAACGGGGGAUUUGCAGGACAUGUACCGUCGCACACUGGCCGCAUCAUGGACCACUCAAGACGACGAGCUGCUUCCAGACCAAUUAAUCGAAGACAUCUUUGCUGGUGGCCGCGGAGUUCGAUCUUCUGCUCGAUCGGGAGCGCGAUCAGAGCGCGCAGAUUACGAUGAUGACGGUAGCAUAAGCGAUACCGCUUCUCGUACUACAGUCCAAGAGAAUCGGGCAGACGGCAACACGAACAAUAAAAGACCCAAAAGCGUGAUGAGUAGUCGAUCAAGGACAGAUCUGCGAGAUACGGAAAGUAUGCUAAGUAGUAGCGGUGGAGGUAGUGGACGGGGCAGUCUGGAGAGCUCGUUCCAGGAGAAGGCUUGGAAGAGUUCGAAGGCUACCCACGAGAUUUCCGAAUUUGAUGUUCGAGACGAUCUACGAACAUGGGAGAUCACCGUGAAUGAUUGAGAUUUGGAGCAAUUACGUAUGUGAUAACUGGUCGGUUAUACGAUUAUGGAGGUAUAGAUCCGAAUCUGGGGUCAGAUAUCCGCAUUAUUAUGUUGCCGGGCGCUAUGUGACACCCGAAAACUGAGUUAUAUUAGAGGUCACUCGGGGAGCUAGGGCCAGAUAACCGGCUUAUUGGGUUCGGCUUCUAAAACUUGUGCUGGUACCUUAAGUGACCUUAACAGGUAUUUCCGUAUCAGAUCCGAAUCCAAGGACAGAUAUCCGUGCUACGUGUUCGUGCUGCGGGGAGUGUCGCGGCCGCUACUACUGGAGGAAUAA
Molecule: messenger RNA, 1456 nt
Organism: Talaromyces stipitatus ATCC 10500
Lineage: Eukaryota; Fungi; Ascomycota; Eurotiomycetes; Eurotiales; Trichocomaceae
Exons: 4
Coding region: 59-1141 (360 amino acids)
Source: RefSeq, a predicted model, not a curated record